Huiozyma naganishii CBS 8797 is the source of this 2298-nucleotide messenger RNA. RefSeq names its product Chs6p (gene CHS6). Gene Ontology annotation, biological process: Golgi to plasma membrane transport. Gene Ontology annotation, cellular component: exomer complex. Gene Ontology annotation, molecular function: protein binding. The record is from RefSeq and is a predicted model, not a curated record. NCBI's taxonomy places the organism in Eukaryota, Fungi, Ascomycota, Saccharomycetes, Saccharomycetales, Saccharomycetaceae. The coding region runs from base 1 to 2298 and encodes 765 amino acids. The transcript has a single exon.
AUGAGAAAGUUCUUUAAAUCUUCUAAAUCAGAGAAGUCUGGUGGCUCUGUUGCUUCUCUUGUUGGUCAGAAAAGUGCGUUAGAUCUCAUCAAUAAUGAUAAGAGGAGCAAAGAUAAUACUACUGACGUUACGAUACAGGCUUUCACCGAAUUCCCCAGGAUAUUGGAAAGAAGAUUUGGGGAAAGUUUAGGAUACAGGAUGAAAAUGCUGUCCAAUUUUACCAGAUUGAAUAAAGUGGGAUUGGGUCCACCAGAUUUGGUCCACAUCACACUGUAUGAUAAGUUCCAUAGAAAUGAAAUAGGAGAGUACUUUUACGUAACUGGGGUAGACGUUUCUGCUGAAUCCACGCCUAUUGCUUUGCUUAAAAUGUUGAAACUGAACCGGAAGAGUAAAUCUACUGGGCAAGAAAAUAACGUCUCUACAUACUGUUCCCUUAACAUAUUCAGUCAUUGUGACUUGCGAAUCAGGUAUGAGGCAGAUAGCAACACGUAUCAAGUCAAAGUUGUGGACUGUAUGAGUGGAGUUGACAAAGGUGCAUUGACCGAACAACUUUGGGAGGAAGCGUUUGUGAGUUGCUGUCUGCGAAGCAUCACGUUCAACUAUGAUAAAGAGCGGAAGCUGCCUGGGCUUAUGGAAUUUCCAUUGGGAAUCCACUCUACAAGCGAUAACUUGCCUAGAAAAGUAAUUGAGAUACUGUGUAAAUUUCUACCCAGGUGCUUAGAGAGCGGGUGGGAUUCCACGACCAGCUUAAACUGUAAUUUAUUGCAUAACUAUUUGACCCAGAGCUUGUUGCAGUAUAUAUCAAUUGCUCCUAGACUAACCCAAUUUGCAUUUGAUCUGUUAAGGAAUUUGUGUGAGGUUGAUUUGGAGAAUGCAAUAUACUACAAGGUUGCCAAGAUAGCAAUUCUCUUUCAACAGGAUGAAAACGAUGUGGAAUUUGUUUCAUUGCUAAAUACCACACUGGCAUCAUUAUUCCCACUUUUGGACACGUUGGAGAAGAAAGACGCAAAGAUGUUUCAAACGCUGAGCACGAUUUCUGACCUUUUGAACCUGCAGAUUAGGUUUUUGUUGGCGCGCGGAGAUUUUGCAUUAGCGUUGCCUCUUGCCAUCAAAUCCACCGAGGUGUCUCUGGACUCGUUCGAAUCGUGGCAUCUUUUGGCAAUGUGUUACAUGGAGAUAGAAGAGUACGAAAAGGCUUUACUCGCCAUAAAUUGCAUGCCUAAUCUUCCCGUUACCGACAAGAUCAAGAAGCGGUACUACUGUGAGCGGGCUCUGUAUGAUUACUACCAAAGACCCCUGGGCAACAAGGACAAUCGGAACGUCAGUUUAGACUCGAACGAGUUCAAUUUAGUUAGCAAUACAAUGGAGGGGAAGAAGGACGAGGAUGUCAAAAAGAUCAUAUUUGGAAGGUUGAUAAUGCCUAAUGAAUCCAGGAGGGGCUAUAUCGAACGUAUAUGGGGGGAUAUAUGCUUGCAGUUGGGCCCGAUAUACGGCUUACACUCCUGUAACCUGAUCAAUUUUGUAUCUCGUCACGAGAUAGAAUCCGUGCACGAUAUAAAACUGCUGCGCAGAAACAAUGCUAUGAGACAAUACAGUCUGCCACAGCAGAGAGUAUAUGCUUUGUUGAUGGAGUUGAAGAAGAGAAUUGGGUGGAAUAACCUGUUGGAACUGCGUGCGGGUAUUUUUAUUAUGGACAACGAGUAUCGCAACGAUAACAGCCUCAACAGUUACGGCUACGGGAGGAACAAAGAUGUCCCCUCGUACAUAAGGCGGAAGCGCGUAUGUGAAAGAUGGCUGGACCAACUGUUUCUAGACACGUACCAAGACCUGCUCAUCAGCAACGAAGCAGUACUGGACAAUGCCGAUGUGAAAUUUAAUGGGCUGGAGUGGGAGCUGCUGGGUCUCACAAUGAUGCGGGUUGGUAACUGGAGCGACGCCGUGGCAUGUCUACGGACGAGUGUCACUGCGCGGUUCGACCCCAUCAGCGCAGAAAAGAUUCUCAAGUUGUACUUGGACUCGAGGAACCCGUACCUCCAAACGUGCGACCCGGUGCAUCUAGAUCCGGACCUGGUCAUCGACCUUCUGGUGCAGAAGAUAUCCUACGACUGCCGGUUCUACGACGGGUUCCAGAUGGCAAACCUACAAGUGCUUUUUGAACUAUCGCAGGUACUGGGUACCGAAGCGAUUAGAAAUCGCGUGGCGAUGCUUCCCUUCGCUGCAGAGGGGAUCAUCCAGCUCGUGGACUCGAUGCUGGCGCACGUCGCCCAGCCGCUUGACCAUCAGCCGCUCGCCUCGUAG